AAUUACAGAAAAAAGUCCUCAAUAAAGAUCAUUUAUCAUAAUUCCGAAUAUAUAAAUAUAUAAUAAUAUUUUAAUAUUAUUUUAUUUAACGGUUUUUCUCGCCUGACGUAAAUUUUAAACAGAUUCAACAUCACCGAAUAUUAAUAUAUCAAAUAUAAAUAAUAUUGUUGUUAAUUAAAAAAUUUAAUGUUAUAUAUUGAUUUCUGCUGUGCGUUAGAAAGUUAUUUAUUAAUCGAAAUUGCGAAAUUCAAAGAUUAAGUAAAAAAUGAAAAAAAGGUCGAAAAAUAACAUAUAGAAGAUGAAGAAAGAGAAGAGAAAGUUUACGCAAGAACGUUAACCUUCGUGUAAUAACGGUGAUGUUGACGAAAUGACUACGCAAUGUAGCAGGUGUAUAGUAUGCAAUCCAAGCAAGGACAUAUAUGAAUGUUUCUUUCGAUCUUUAUCAAUUUAUUUUAAUUUUAUCAUUAAGAAUGCAAAUAAGUGACUUUCUUAUUUCGAAAUAAAAAAAAUCUAUUAUUUUUAAUAGAACUAUUCAACUAAAAGAACUAUUUCAAUUAUGUAAUUAAAAAUAUCUUAAGUAAAUUAAAUCAUAAAUAACAUUUUAAUUUAUACGUUAAUUUAAUUCGGAACGUGAUAUAUAAAUAUAUAUAUGCUCAAUGACGUAUUCGCUAAAAAGUCAUUGACUAAAGUGAUUUUCUUCGAUAUGACCGAUUUUAUACAAGGAACAUGUUUAUUAAUGUGUCCAGACAAAGAACGUUUUAUCAGAGAGAAAGAAGGUUUAUUACAUAAAUUUGAGAUCGACGAAACUGCAAAAGGAACAAAAUUACCGAAAGCGGAUCCAAAAAAAACUAUAAAAUGUUUUAGUCGUCCAGCAGCAGGAUUAAUAAUGACUGAUAUGAAACAAUUACGUCCGGCACCAGUGUUAUUGUCGACAAUUAAAUAUUUAUUUACUAAGAUAGCUACGCGAACAGAUGUAGAUUGGAUAAUAAUAUACGAUUUUAUCUUUGAUCGUUUGAGAUCCAUUAGACAAGAUGCUGCGAUUCAAAGGAUCGAUGUUUCUAUGAACAUUCAAUUACUGGAACCUAUAGUUCGAUUUUUGGUUUAUUCCGCGCAAAGAUUAUGCGAACGAAGUAUUUCUGAAUUUAAUGCAAAAAUCAAUGAUCAACACCUCAUUGAAUGCAUAACGCGUUUAUUAAUCUUGUAUGAUGAAUCCGAAGAUUCUUCAGUUAUUGAAAAAAACAUAAAAAAAUUAACAUUGAACAAUGAUCGUCAACAAAUGGAAGCAUUAUACAUUCUUUUGCACAUGGGUAAUACAGAAUCCUUAAUGAGAGCAUUACAACUUCCUCUUUAUUUACGGAAAUCUCCAGAUGUGCAAUUGUCAAUAAAAAUAUCAUUUGCUUGGUAUUUAAAAAAUUAUGUACGUGUUUGUCAUUUAAUUCAACAAUUGUCUCCAUUACUUAUUUGCGCAGCCAUGACUAGUAUACAAAAAUUAAGAAGAAUGGCAUUGAAAAUCAUGAGUUCAGGAUACAAUAGUAAAAUUUUCACUUUUCCAGGACUUAAAUUGCAACAAAUUUUAUUAUAUAAAGAGAUAGACAAAAUACGAAUAGAUUGUGAAUUAUUUGGACUUGUAUUUACCAAUCAAAAUAUUUUAUUUCAAAAAGCGAAUUUCAAAGAUGAAAUUAAAUUGGUAAGUAAGAGAACUUCAUCAAGAAUUAAAUUUCAAAAUGUUAUCCAAUACAUAAUUUUCAAUGAUAUGAAAAAGAAAAAACUUCUAUGUUAUUCUGUAUACCAUUUCAGGCACAUCCAGAAAUGUACUACACGCAUCAUUGUUUACACAGUCUUUUACCACAAAUUUUACUUGAAUCUAUGUAUUGAGCAUAUAAAAAAUACAAUGCAUUUAGAUUCAUUUAGAUUCUACAUCUUCGUGAUUUUUUUUUAUGUAUUAAUAGAUAUAUAAAUAAUGAAAUAUUCAAUAAUAGAUAAUAAAAGAUAUAGUUUAUAUUAUUUAGUAUCUUAUUAUAGAAUUAUUUGAUGAAAAUUAUAUUAUAUAUGUCAUUGUAUCGAAUUCUUAGAAAUGGCUGGUUCUGUUAUGAAAAAUUUGGAAUUAUAAAAUUU
Apis laboriosa (Himalayan honeybee) is the source of this 2115-nucleotide messenger RNA. Its product is annotated as SAC3 domain-containing protein 1. The transcript is spliced from 7 exons. NCBI's taxonomy places the organism in Eukaryota, Metazoa, Arthropoda, Insecta, Hymenoptera, Apidae. The record is from RefSeq and is a predicted model, not a curated record. Gene Ontology annotation, cellular component: centrosome; spindle; nucleus. Gene Ontology annotation, biological process: spindle assembly; centrosome duplication. The coding region runs from base 650 to 1957 and encodes 435 amino acids.